AUGUCUCAUCGUAUCAUAGAGAAGCGUCGUCGCGACCGAAUGAACAACUGCCUGGCUGAUCUAUCCCGCCUCAUACCCCCGGAGUACCUCAAGAAGGGCAGGGGACGAGUCGAGAAGACCGAAAUCAUAGAAAUGGCGAUACGUCACCUCAAGUUCCUGCAGGAUCGCGUCAAUGCGGAGCGCUCGGGGGAGGAGUACCGCGCCGGGUUCCAGGAGGCGGUGGGGGAGGCCGUGCGCUUCCUCGUGGAGGUGCAGGGCUUCCGGCCCGGGGACGGGCUGUGUCUGCAGCUCGCCUCGCACCUGCAGCGCCACUGCGAGAUCGUCACUAAAGGUACUUCUGUUGUACUGUUACUGUACGUGUCUGCAGCUCGCCUCGCACCUGCAGCGCCACUGCGAGAUCGUCACCUCGCCUCGCACCUGCAGCGCCACUGCGAGAUCGUCACUAAAGGUACUUCUGUUGUACUGUUACUCUCGCCUCGCACCUGCAGCGCCACUGCGAGAUCGUCACUAAAGGUACUUCUGUUGUACUAUUACUGUCCGUGUCUGCAGCUCGCCUCGCACCUGCAGCGCCACUGCGAGAUCGUCACUAAAGGUACUUCUGUUCUCGCCUCGCACCUGCAGCGCCACUGCGAGAUCGUCACUAAAGGUACUUCUGUUCUCGCCUCGCACCUGCAGCGCCACUGCGAGAUCGUCACUAAAGGUACUUCUGUUGUACUAUUAUUGUCCGUGUCUGCGCUCGCCUCGCACCUGCAGCGCCACUGCGAGAUCGUCACUAAAGUGCCCAUAGACAAGUCCCGCGACAAGGCGCGCUCGCACGCCUCGUCGUCGGAGACGGCCAGCUCGUCCAGCAGUUCGCACGGGUUCGCCGUGAAGGUGAUCCAGCGCCCCGAGCCGCCACCCUUCCCGGAGCCCUACGAGGAACGCCCCGAGCCCUUCGCCAUGGAAUGCGACAGAGUGUCCGCGCUGCCGGCGGCGGAGGCGGACGCGCCGCUGGACGAGCGGCUCAAGCGGGAGCCCGCGCUGCGCAAAGUACGCAAGCCGGACCACGGCGACGACUACCUCCACUCGUAUAAGUUCAAGAACUCCAUUGAAAGACGAUUCUCUAGGUCGCAGGAUUCAGAGGCGGCCGAGGGCGCGGCGCGCGCGGCGCACGGCAAGCUGUACUCGCACAAGCGCCGGCGGGCCAUCAAGCCGCCCGCGCCCGCCUCCACCUCCGCCUCUACCUCCGCCUCCGUCUCCACCGAAGACGCGCACGACACCUCGCCACAGGACACAUCGAGCGACUCCCCACACCACCACCAGUACGAUAAGCCGCCGCCUCCGACGCAGUACGUUCCUGUUUUCGCUUUGAAUUCUCUCGGCAAGUACUACGUGCCGCUGAGCGUGGAGUACGCGUGCGUGGCGCGGCAGCUGGGCGCGCUGGAGGCGGGCGCGCGGCCGCUGACGGCGCUGCACCCCGUCACCAUACACGUCAACUUCCAGCCCUGCCUCGACUACCACGUCAAGCGCGAGCAGCCCGACCACUGGCGCCCCGGCUGAGGGCAGUGCGACCUCGCGUUCGCUGUUUAAAAAAAAACAAAGAACUAUUUUAAUUCACCACCACGUCAAUAUUAUAAUGCUGAAGAGUUUGUUUGUUUAAACGCCCCGGCUGAG
Messenger RNA from Melitaea cinxia (Glanville fritillary), 1653 nucleotides. RefSeq lists its product as uncharacterized. Gene Ontology annotation, biological process: anterior/posterior pattern specification; regulation of transcription by RNA polymerase II; regulation of circadian rhythm. The transcript is spliced from 11 exons. Gene Ontology annotation, cellular component: nucleus. NCBI's taxonomy places the organism in Eukaryota, Metazoa, Arthropoda, Insecta, Lepidoptera, Nymphalidae. Gene Ontology annotation, molecular function: RNA polymerase II cis-regulatory region sequence-specific DNA binding; DNA-binding transcription factor activity, RNA polymerase II-specific; protein dimerization activity. Bases 1 to 1539 code for a protein of 512 amino acids. The record is from RefSeq and is a predicted model, not a curated record.